This is a messenger RNA of Oncorhynchus gorbuscha (pink salmon), 4765 nucleotides long. RefSeq names its product vacuolar protein sorting-associated protein 51 homolog. NCBI's taxonomy places the organism in Eukaryota, Metazoa, Chordata, Actinopteri, Salmoniformes, Salmonidae. The transcript is spliced from 11 exons. Gene Ontology annotation, cellular component: membrane; EARP complex; GARP complex. The record is from RefSeq and is a predicted model, not a curated record. Gene Ontology annotation, biological process: retrograde transport, endosome to Golgi; Golgi organization; endocytic recycling.
CCGUGUGGAAGAACUUGACAGGCCUGAACAGAGCCCUGACCUCAACUCCACCAAACACCUUUGGGAUGAAUUGGGGGGUGGCAGGUGGCCUAGUGGUUAUAGAGCGUUGGGCCGGUAACUGGAAGGUUGCUGGGCCGGUAACCCCGAGCUGACAAGGUAAAAAUCUGUCAUGCAGAUUGUAUUAUCUGAAAGGAGGGCGAUAUUGGAGGCUCUGCAACUAUCUUGUUCAUACCUCAGUCUUUGUACCAAAACAAACGUAUAUCUUGUGGUAGUCUAUGCCUCUCCGUGCUAAACACUCAGAUUCAGAGUCUCAUGGUUAUCAUGGACUUUAUGUGUAUCUCCCUCCCAGAAAUGACAAGGCCUAGCAUUCUAGCACUGUUAUUGUUUAUAUUGUACACUAUGCAAGGGCAGCUUGACUUGGGAGGGGAGAGACUAAAGAGAAUUUUCUGAUGCGUAAACCAAUAUUUACUUUUUGAAUUGGUUAAAUGUGGGUUAGGGUCUGGCUUAAGGUAAGGGUCGGUUUUAGAUUUGGUGUUUCCUGAUGACAGUUCUUCUGCUGACCUCUCUUCAGUAUGAGAGGAACGAUUCUACUGUAUAUCUCUGAUGCAAUUAAGUGUUAAACUGAAGAAUGUGGUUUCCACUAUGUUAUAACUGAUAUGGUCAAUUAUGCAAAGACAACAAAAUGUUCCGAUUCCUAAGGCACGCGAUCUAUGGAUGUGGUAUUCCUUUUUAAAAAGAUGGUGGUGUACUCACUUGCUGUACAUGCACAACAUUCAAUAUCUUAAACAUGCACUAUUGAUACAUCAGAAAUACUGUCAAGUUUUUACCUUUGGUCAUUAUUUGUAUUCUUAGUAUUAUUAUGAGUAAUAACUUGGACUAAUAAUUUUUGACUCUCUUACACUGUAUCUCUGUUUCUGUCUUUCUCACACUCAAAAGAAGCAAUAGUCUGGAUAAAAAGACCAAGUCCCUUUUUCUUUCACUAUUAAUUUGUAAUUUGGCCGUUGAGAGACUGACCUGGUAAACGUGUAGACUUGUUUGUCAAACAUGAUCUGCUCUGUUUGCUAUACAUUUACUUUACCUCGUGUGUACAUUGGCUGCGUUUACACAGGCAGCCCAAUUCUGAUAUUUUUCCCAAUUAUAGGCAAGAUGGCUUACCUGAUUGGUAAAGAAAAAAAAAGAAUUAGUCGGGUAAAGAAAAAAAAGAAUUAGUCAGAUAAGCUAUCUUUCCUAUAAUUGGGCAAAAUAUCAGAAUUGGGCUGCCUGUGUAAACGCAGCCGUAGAGACUAAAAUAUAUCGAACCCUGUAACUUCUUUCUGUUUUCUUUCCUUUGUAAUUUAUAUAAUGUGCACUACCAAACUUAACCAGUGACUGACUGUAGGUUUAGUUAAACCCACAAUACGUUUUUUUAUUCCGCUUUGUACUGUUUUGACAAAACUAUAAGAUUUGUUAUAAUUGUGUUUUAAACCUUACAAUCGUAGUUUUUUUUGUUCAUAUUUGAUCAAUAAAAUGUUUUGAAUAUCCGAUCCACCGUUCCUUGAUUUGGUGUUCUUUGAGUCAUUGCUGCCACCUACUGGCUCGUUUAUCACGGGCUUCUCAUCGGGACAUGUACGGUAACUUCUCUAUUUGCUUUAGUGGCGAAUAGCUGGUUUUCUGUUUACCUGGCGGUUACAUUUAGCUGUUCUUUGGUCUGUCCUGCAAUUCAUAACAAUUUUGCUGGUAUUCAGUCUAAAUGGACGGGGAUAUUUAUACUACGGCCACCACACCACCUGACUCCGACCCAGCGCGGAAGCGCCGAGUGCACGGUAUGUUGAAGCUCUAUUAUGGGUUGAACGAGGAAGGAAAGACCGUGGAUCAAGCAGAGUCGAUGAAUCCUUGCGAUAUAAACGGCACGCAUUUCGAUCCUGAGGUUUAUCUCAAUAAGCUUAGGAGGGAAUGUUCCCUUGGAGAGCUGAUGGACCAGGAGACCUGCAUGGUGAAACGGAUCCGCUCCUUGGACAGUGACAUGCAGACAUUGGUGUAUGAGAACUACAACAAGUUCAUAUCUGCCACAGACACAAUCAGAAAAAUGAAGAAUGAUUUUAAGAAGAUGGAGGACGAAAUGGAUUGUCUCUCUACUAACAUGGCUGCUAUCACAGAGUUCAGUGCACACAUCAGUGGGACUCUUCAGGACCAGCAUGCACAGAUAACCAAACUGUCAGGAGUCCACACUCUCCUUUGAAAGCUGCAGUUUCUGUUUGAGCUGCCUGCCAGGCUGAAUAAGUGUCUGGAGCUGCAGGCUUAUUCCCAGGCGGUGAGCUCCCAUCGUCGUGCCCGCUGCGUGCUGCAGCAGUACAGCCACAUGCCCUCCUUCAGGGGCAUCCAGGAUGACUGUCAUGCCAUCAUGGACAAGCUGGCACAGGAGCUUAGGCAGAAGUUCAGAGAUGGAGGUUCGAGUGCGAAGGACCUUUCAGAGUGUGUGGAGCUUCUGCUGCAGCUGGAUGAGCCAGCAGAGGAACUGUGUGACAAGUUCCUGAUCCACGCCCAGUCACGACUGGAAGCAAACCUCCGAGGACUGGAGGCGGAGCUAAGACCACCAUUGUCCUCUGGACCCACAUCAGUGAUAGAUCCCUCCAUUGGCCCUGCCCGCAGACUGUCAGCUGCACCCACUGCUGGAUCUCCCACUGACCCCACCUCUCCAGGCAAUCCCUUCCUCUCUUCCAGCUCAAGAACUGAUAUUCUGGAAUUCAUAGACAGAGGUUGCAAUGAAUUCGUCAGCAGCCUUUGCUUGGUCAUUGCCUCGUACCAAGAGUUGUUUGUCAACCGUCCACAAGAGGGUAAUCUGGCCUCCAAAAACAUCCCCCAUAUGGCCAUUGGCAAGCUGCAUGCUUUCGUGGAUGCCAUGGCCACCUGCUACUUCUCUCUGGUGGAGAGGAGGAUACAGGAGGAGAAAAGUGUUGGAGACAACUCUCUUCUGGUCCGGGCUCUGGACCGGUUCCACCGCAGGCUCCAGGCCGUGGCCAAACUGCUGCCUGGGUCUGCUGUGCCCAGCCAAGGGACUGAGAUCGUGGUGCGAGCAGCCAGGGAGAGGAUCAAGCAGUACCUGGCAGCCCUGCAGAGCUUCUACCUGGACAGCCUGAGAGACGUGAGGCAGGCCCUAGCAACCCCUCGGCUGGGUGGAAGCUCAGCUGGAGGGGGCUCUCAUCUGGCGGGACCAGCCACUGGGAAAGAUGCUCCCGCUAGCCUGCCAGAGCUCCUCUCCUGUCUGUCUGCCUCCAUUCUCAAUCAGAUCAAGUCAGUGCUGGCAUCAGUGCACCUCUUCACCGCAAAGGACAUCACCUUCUCCAAUAAGCCUUACUUCAAGGGGGAGUUUUGCAGCCAGGGUGUGCGUGAGAGCCUUGUGGUUAACUUCAUUAAGUUUGUGUGCCAGUCCUCACGUCAGUUCUGUGAGAGUGCGGGAGACAGGGGCGGCUCUACACCCCCUGCCCUCCUCCUGCUGCUGUCACGACUCUGCCUGGACUAUGAAACCUCCACCAUCACCUACAUCCUCACCCUCACAGACGAGCAGUUCCUCGUACAGCAUCGUUCUCCUGUAACUGCAGUCGCAGCUUUAUGUGGAGAGGCCAGAGAGGCAGCACAGAAGCUACUGAACCAUUAUGUUAAGGUUCAGGGCCUGAUCAUAUCCCAGAUGCUGAGAAAGAGUGUGGAGACUCGAGACUGGGUCAACACCAUCGAGCCACGGAACGUCCGUGCUGUGAUGAAGAGAGUGGUGGAGGACACCACUUCCAUUGAUGUGCAGGUGAGUCUUCUCUAUGAGGAGGGGACGAGGAAAGCCCACAGCAGUGACUCCAGCAAAAGGACCUUCUCUGUCUACAGCGGCUCUAGGCAGCAAACCCGCUAUGCCCCCAGCUACACACCCAGUGCUGCUAUGGAUACCAAUUUCCUGAGUAAUAUACACAAGCUCUUCUCUGAGCGGAUCGACAUCUUCAGUCCUGUGGAGUUUAACAAAGUCUCUGUGGUGACAGGGAUCAUAAAGAUCAGUCUGAAGACGUUCCUGGAGUGUGUCCGCCUGCGUACCUUUGGUCGUUACGGCCUGCAGCAGAUCCAGGUUGACUGCAACUACCUGCAGAUGUAUCUGUGGCGCUUCGUCUCCGAUGAAAACCUGGUCCACUUCCUACUCGGCGAGAUAGUUGGCAGCACUGCCCACCGCUCCCUGGACCCCGCUCCCAUGGAGCAGAGCGUGAUUGAGGUCAUCUGUGAGAGAGGUUAAAGGCCAGAGGUCACAUUGUUUGAGGAACUGGUGAAUUGUGAUGGUGAAAUUGAAGAGGGUGUAACAGGUUAAAACCAAAAAAAGGCCUUUGAAGUUAACUGAACAUUGAAAAUUGGACAAAGAGGGCUUUUACUUGAUACUCUCGAUUCCCAUGAUGUAAAUGUGGGUCAGGAGGGGAUUGAGGUUACUAUGAAUGUUAUUAUGAAUUAUGUGAUGUUUGGGUGGGAUGCAUCUAUAUUAAUUUGAUUAGUAAUAACAAACAUUAUCAUAUGGUAAUAUGAAUUGAAUUUAAAAAAUCAAACUCAAACGGAUGUAAAGCAGAGUUGCGCCUCCUGCUUUCAAGGACGUGAUCUCAAUUUGCACACUAAAUACUGCAUUUCAAAUUCAAGGACCUGAUCUCAAUUAUUUGUAUUUCUCUUGUUUUCCCAUUGCACACUUAAUCUUGCAAUUUAAAUUAUACUAAUUAUGUUACAAUUCAUCAUCUCUGUAUGUUAUAUAAAGUGUCAGCAUUCUAAGUAA